AUGAAGAGAAAAGAGGAGAAGUUAGGAGGCGCAGAAAAGGUGUAAACUGCGACGUCUUCGAAACAAACGGUAUCUUCUGAUACGGGAAGAGUGUAACUUUUGGGUGGAAAGUUCUUCGUGGAAGUUGCUGCUGACUUCCUUUUCUUCUUCUCUUCAUUGACGGCAGAGGUCACCGACAAAUAGGAAUCAAUCAAGUGACCAACGAUUUCAUCUCUUCAGGCUCUCGGACUUGGAUUGAAGUAUCUGGGCUUCAGUCAGACGCCAAUCAUGAAAACGAACUAUCAUGCGACUGCGAAGUUCUGGACAUGCACAGAUCCUGCGAUUGACGGGUACAAUGGGCCGUUCUGCUCAAAACACUGA
Caenorhabditis sp. 36 PRJEB53466 is the source of this 360-nucleotide messenger RNA. The record is from the annotation of a GenBank genome assembly. NCBI's taxonomy places the organism in Eukaryota, Metazoa, Nematoda, Chromadorea, Rhabditida, Rhabditidae.